This is a messenger RNA of Anopheles maculipalpis, 350 nucleotides long. It is a transcript of the gene Acbp1, whose product is annotated as acyl-CoA-binding protein. Gene Ontology annotation, biological process: fatty acid metabolic process. The transcript has a single exon. The record is from RefSeq and is a predicted model, not a curated record. Lineage: Eukaryota; Metazoa; Arthropoda; Insecta; Diptera; Culicidae. Gene Ontology annotation, molecular function: fatty-acyl-CoA binding.
AUGUUGCUGUUAGCAGACAACCGCCGGAAAGGGAGAGCGCAAUCUGGUUUUUCUCAUUCUGUACGUCUGUAUGUGUCAUAUGUGUAGAAUUUCGACAAGGCGGUGGAGGACGUGCAGAACCUGAACGCAACACCCGCGGCUGCCGAUCUACUAGAGAUCUACGGGCUGUACAAACAAUCUACGGUCGGUGACUGUAAUACGGAGAAGCCGGGCUUUCUCGACUUUAAAGGAAAAUCCAAGUGGGAGGCGUGGAACGGGCGCAAAGGCAUGUCCCAGGACGACGCCAAGCAGGCGUACGUUGCGAAAGUGCAACAAUUGAUCCAGCAGCACGGUCUCAAGUAAGAAGCCAA